Molecule: messenger RNA, 3637 nt
Organism: Cryptomeria japonica (Japanese cedar)
Lineage: Eukaryota; Viridiplantae; Streptophyta; Pinopsida; Cupressales; Cupressaceae
Product: putative pentatricopeptide repeat-containing protein At3g23330
Exons: 7
Coding region: 118-2352 (744 amino acids)
Biological process (GO): RNA modification
Molecular function (GO): zinc ion binding; RNA binding; protein binding
Source: RefSeq, a predicted model, not a curated record
CACAGAGGCACCUGCAAUUUGUUGAAAAAAAUAAAUUAGCGAGCACGGCAGAACUUGUCGUGGACAAAGCUAUGGUGUUUUAUCGCAGUAGAAUAGGUAACAAGGCACAUUCGUACAAUGUCAUCUAUAGACCAUCUAAACCAAAAUCUCAGAGCUUUCUGCAGAGAAGGUCGGUUGAAGGAGGCUCUUCACAUUCUUCUCAGUACGCCAAACGCUAGUGUUGACUGUUCUACAUACCUUCAACUUUUGCAGAGCUGCAUUGCCAAAAAAGCCCUUUCAGAGGGUAAACAAAUCCACUCUCACAUCAAUGACAAGGGAUUUAUAUUUUCUACAAAUACGCUUUUACAGAACAAACUUCUCAACAUGUAUGACAAGUGUGGUAGAUUGGUGUAUGCUCGUAAUGUUUUCGAGCACAUGAGAGAACCAAACAUCUUCUCAUGGAAUAUGAUAAUUGCAGCUUACAGAAAGCAUGAACUUUCUCAAAUGGCAAUGGCACUGUUUCACCGAAUGCAACUAACACCUGUUCAACCCGAUCACUUCACCUUCUCUAGUGUAAUCCCUAUAUGUGCUCACUUCGGAUCUCUGAAGCAUGGUUUGCAGAUCCAUGGAAAAAUAAUUAGAUGUGGGUAUCAAUCUGAGAUUUUUGUGAUGAACACCUUGAUAGAUAUGUAUGCGAAAUGCAGAAAUUUACACAAGGCGCGAGAACUGUUUAACAAAAUGCAUGACACGGACAUGGUGUCAUGGAAUGCGAUGAUCACCGGAUGUGUACAAAAUGGUGUUCUUGAUGGGGCUGUAACUCUUUUCAAAGAAAUGUCCCAACGAAAUGUGGUCUCAUGGACUGCAAUUAUAGCUGGAUAUGCACAAAAUGGGGUUGUUGAAAAAGCCAUUGAGUUUUUCAAACAAAUGGUUUUGGCAGGUGUAAAGCCAAACUCGUUAACCUUUGCCAGCAUCCUCCCUGGAUGUGCCAAAAUAGGAGCUUUGGAACAGGGCAUGGAGAUUCAUCAAAAAGUAAUCGAAAGUGUUUCUUUGUCAGAUGUAGUUGUGACGGCUCUGAUAGACAUGUACGCAAAAUGUGGAAGCAUGCAAAAAGCGCACACACUGUUUCACGAAUUGCCUCAACGAGAUGUGGUCUCAUGGACUGCAAUAAUUGGUGGAUAUGCACAAAAUGGACUCGUUGACGAAGCCUUGAAAUUUUUUAAGAAAAUGCAAUUGGUAGAUGUAAGGCCAAACUCUUCAACCUUUGCCAGCAUUCUCCCAGCCUGUGCAAAAUUUGGGGUUUUUGAACAGGGCAUGGAGAUCCAUCAAAAAACAACUGAACAUGGUUUUCUGUCAGAUUCUGUGAUUGUGACUGCACUGGUAGACAUGUAUGCAAAAUGUGGCCGCAUACGGAAGGCACGCCAGUUGUUUGACAAAACGCACCAUCCAAAUGUUUCUGCAUGGAAUGCAAUGAUUGCAGGAUAUGCAAUGCAUGGUUAUAGCAACAACGCCCUUAAACUCUUUGAACUAAUGAACAAUUCUGGAACCAGCCCUGACCAUGUAAGCUUCAUUUGCAUUUUGUUUGCAUGCAGCCAUGCAGGUCUUGUGGACGACGCCUGUAAAUGCUUUAAUUGUAUGGCUGAUUCUUAUUGCACCAUGCCGACAAUGGAUCAUUAUAUAUGCAUGGUUGACCUGCUCGGUCGUGCUCGCUAUAUUGAGGAAGCCCUAAACUUUAUAAUCAAAAUGCCAAUUAAACCUGAUGUGAUUGUGUGGAUGUGUUUACUUGGUGCUUGUAGGUCACAUAAGAAUAUAGAACUAGAGGAAUUUGUGUCGACACUCCUUUUUGAGUUAGAUCCUAAAAAUGCGUCACCUUAUGUUCUUCUGUCAAACACUUAUGCAGAAGUGGGCAGGUGGGAUGAUGUUCAAAGGAUAAGAAAAUUUAUGAAAGAAAGCGGAAUCAGAAAGACAACUGGAUGUAGUUGGAUUGAAGUCCAUAAAAUGAUACAUGUUUUUUCUGUCGGAGAUAGAUCACACCCUCAAACACGGAUGAUCUAUUUAAGGUUGGAGAAGUUGUAUUUGGAGAUGAAGGCAGUAGGAUAUAUUCCAGAUACAAGAUCUGUAUUGAAUGAUGUAGAGGAGGAAGAGAAGGAAGCACUUAUCUGCCACCAUAGUGAAAAGUUGGCAAUUGCAUUUGGUUUGUUAAACACACCUCCUGGAACAACUAUUAGAGUUGUCAAGAACCUUCGAGUAUGUAGUGAUUGCCAUACUGCAACCAAGUAUAUCUCCAAGAUUAUUGAUAGAGAAAUUGUUGUAAGAGAUGCGCAACGUUUCCAUCAUUUCAAGCGUGGACAAUGUUCUUGUGGAGAUUAUUGGUGAUCCAAAGUGAAGCAAGUUAAGGAUACAGGGGUACACUAUAACAAGGUGUGCAGCAUCAGAUUUGUUGUGGCAGAAAGGAAUCUGGUUUCCUUUUUCAGCUUCUAAAAGAAUGUUUCUAUUUUUUUAGAGAGCUAACCAUGCUUUUAAUUUGAUGAAAUGAUAUUGAACAUUUCAUAGACAUGGUGAUGGAGUAUUUAAUAAGCCCUAUUCUGUAAUACCAUGGAGGAGUCAUAAGAUUUUAGCUGUUUUUCACGAAGCCUAUCCAGGUAUGGACUGACAAGCUGGAGGAUAUUGAAGAAUGGCAAUUGCAGGAGGAGAGGGAUACCUGAAGGAAAUUGAAUAUGCUUAACCAGAAGGAAAUGUGAGAUAAGGGGCUUUCAAUCAAUCCAAUGUUUGGAUGUGGUCUGUCAUAUGGUGUAAGUUAUAUGUACCAAAAUGCACUUGCAAAUCUAUAUUUGUCAAGGCAGGAAGAGAGGGCUCGGAGGCUUUUAGGGCAGCCAUUGUGUGCAUGGAUAACACUCUCUUGAGCACAAGUAUUGCACUGAGGAGAGGGAUACCCGAAGAAAAUUAAAGAUGCUUAACGAGAAGGAAAUGUGAGAUAAGGGCUUUCAAUCAGUCCAAUGUUUGGAUGUGGUCUGUCAUAUGGUGUAAGUUAUAUGUACCAAAAUGCACUUACAAAUUUAUAUUGUCAAGGCAGGAAGAGAGGGCUUCGGAGGCUUUAAGGGCAGCCACUGUUUGCAUGGAUUACACUCUCUUGAGCAUAGCUAUUGCACUAUAUGAAGAGGAUGCUACUGUAUACAGAACUUCCAAUAAAAUGUCAGGCUAUAGCUUCUUAUGGCAAUACUUUGCUACAGAAAUGGCGCAAAGCUUCAAUUGUAAUGCAACAAUUUUAACCCAUCAAUUGAAUAGUCAAUCAUAACAGAGGAAGUAGCUUGUUAAUCUUUAUAAACAAUACCUUUGUAUCUUCCUCAAUGAUUACUUUCAAAGCCAUCCCAAGUCCCAACCCAAUUAUUUUGCAACACCAUUAAAUUUGUUAUUGAUUCUUAAUCAAUGCAAAUCAUGUAACAAAAAAUGUAACACAAGAUAGGAUAGCAAGUUGAGUUUAAAAUUGUUAUCACCCACAUACUUGGUAAUGGUGUAUGAUCCAUACUAUAAAGGCACAUGUUUCCUAACUUAGGAUUGAGGCAUUUCUGUUAUGAAGGUGAAACCAUACCUUGUCUUACUUGCUACCUAUGUGAGACAUGACACAUCAUAUCACUAAGUAUUCAUAAUUUUCAUUGGUUCA